AUGGAGAACUUGUUAGCUGUAUUUACAAGGAACGCCGAGCACGGCUUCAGACUUCGUUCAAGAUGUGUUCCAUUUGAUAAGCUAGAAAUACGAUAUCUCGGCUCUAUAGUAAAUCGAAAUGGAAGAAGACCGAACUCGCAGAAGAUCGAAGUAUCAAGAAUAUGGACGAGCCGAAGAAUUGUUAGACACUUGAGAGCUUUUCUUGGCGUGAUAACGUACUGUGCGGCGUUUAUGCCAAAGAUCAAGGAGUUUCGUGGACCGUUGGAUGCGAUGCUGAAAAAGGAUUCGAAAAAGAUAGUGAAAGUGCCACAAAAAUUACAAGACAACCUAGUACCUGGUAAAAGUGGUAUAUAUUAA
Messenger RNA from Cylicostephanus goldi, 357 nucleotides. The record is from the annotation of a GenBank genome assembly. NCBI's taxonomy places the organism in Eukaryota, Metazoa, Nematoda, Chromadorea, Rhabditida, Strongylidae.